Lacerta agilis (Sand lizard) is the source of this 1078-nucleotide messenger RNA. RefSeq names its product thyroid stimulating hormone subunit beta (gene TSHB). Gene Ontology annotation, cellular component: cytoplasm; extracellular region. NCBI's taxonomy places the organism in Eukaryota, Metazoa, Chordata, Lepidosauria, Squamata, Lacertidae. Gene Ontology annotation, biological process: G protein-coupled receptor signaling pathway. The transcript is spliced from 3 exons. The record is from RefSeq and is a predicted model, not a curated record. The coding region runs from base 606 to 1016 and encodes 136 amino acids. Gene Ontology annotation, molecular function: hormone activity.
CCUUUAAGGCACAUAUGAAGCACAUUCUUUCUCUCAAAUAAUUCUGGCCACUGUAGUUUGUUAAGGGUUGCUGAGAAUUUCACAUAUAGAUCUCUCUGUUCUUCCAUCACCAUUCAAAUCUAUCGUAAGACCCCCUGAUCUGCCAACUGGGUCUGCUUCUCUUCCAUGGCAGUUCUUUCCUGACAAUUACCAAUGUCAACAAAGGCUUUCCUAAAUCCAUAUAUAUGUAUUUUCAUGUUGUGGUAAGUGAAGAAUGAAUAUUAAAUUAAUUAGCUUUGCCAUCCAGCUGCUAGGCGGAGAUGUUAUAGUUCUCCGUAUCUCAAUUACAUUUCCUGAAUGGACAAGUAUGAAUCUUCAGUAGAUAUUACUGAGAUUAGAAGUAGCAAUUAAUGCAAUUACAUAAACAGGUAGAUCAGCCAGGAAUUAACCAGAAGAGUAUAAAAUGCACUCAGAGUUUGUGCUGGACUUAUUGCGUCUGAAGCAGAAUCAAUGAAGAAUCUGGUUCCUGUGUGAAGGAAAGAGCCGGUUGACGGUCUUUCCAGUUUGGCAUCACUUCACAGCUGAUAGGUGGGUGUCUGGCCAGUGUUCCAGGUUUUGUCUCUAUCAUGAAUCCUGCCCCUUUCACCUCUCUCUUCCUUGUCUUUGCCAUGACUUUGGGGCAGAGCAUGUCCCUUUGUGUCCCCGUUGAGUACAUCAUCCACGUGGAGAAGAGAGAAUGUGCCUUCUGUCUGGCCAUCAACACCACGAUCUGUGAAGGAUACUGCAUGACACGGGACAGCAAUGGUAAGAAGCUGCUGCCCCAGAGCGCCCUGUCCCAGGAAGUGUGCACAUACAAGGACAUAGUGUACAAGACCGCGAUGAUCCCUGGCUGUCAACACCAUGUCGUCUCCUACUAUUCCUAUCCUGUGGCCGUGAGCUGCAAGUGUGGGAAAUGCAACACUGACUAUAGCGACUGUGUGCAUGAGGCAAGCAGCACCGAUUAUUGCACUACACCUCAGAAGCUACAUAACCUAUGAGGCCCCUUCUUUUUCUCUCUCUCUCGCACAAAGACACACUAUCCCUCAUGUCACAUGGCAAG